AUGUCGGACCCUCAGCCGUCCACCUCCAACCCUGCAGAGAUCGUACACCAGUUGCACAACAUCGACGCCAUCCAGCAAGACCUCGCAGACACCGCUGCAGCCGUCGAGAACACGGGUGCGCAGGGCCAUCCAGAGGGCGCCUCAGACGAGUCUUCACAAGCUGUACUGCUAGACAAUGCAGAGGCAAUGGAAUCAGCCUUAGAGUCUGCCAUACCAGCUGCACCUGCUUCUGCCUCCGAGUCUGCUGCAUCAGAAGCUAUGGGGGAGACACGGGGAGACACAUCGCCGCAUGUCGCUGUGACUAUUCCAGAGGAAUCAGUGCCGGCCACGGCAGGCAUCGUCGAUGAGUCUGUACAAUCAGAGCCUGCGCAACCAGAGCCCAUAGUGGCCGAAGCCGAACCUACCCCAUUAUCGACACUUGCUCCAGGGGUUAGCGGUGAGCCCGUCACCGUGGUCGUGGAUGAUCUUGCUCCAUCCAACCCCGCGGGGGCUACUUCAAGCACUGCAAAUACCCAUGUGCCGGAGGCGACGCCCUCUCAACUCGUCCCCGAAACGCCUCUCGUAUCCCAAUCUACCCCUACUGUCUCUACGCCCGUUGAAGCCCCGCCCAUCGUAGCCCCAGAACAAAGCCAACCGGCCUCUUGGACGGCCUACGAGGACCCCGUCACAAACACCCCGUUGCCCGAAGGCCUGACAGAGUCAUCUCCUAGCGUGCGACAGAAUGCAGAGCUGGUGUACUCGUGGCGAACCGACUCACAGCAAUCUGAUACGGUACUUGCUCUGUUCAACUGGUCUAUUCAGCGAACCGAGGUUGAAGAUGCUCGAGCUUGGUACAAAGUACUCGCUGUAGAUAAUCCCACUGCUUCACAACCCUUGCUUGCGUUGAUCAACUUGGAGUUAGCCUUGUCCAACUUUCCUCAAGUGGAAGAGAUAUUCGCGUCUACCCUCAAAGGCGACGCGGGCAUCAACGCGCCGAUCGAUGUCGGUAUUUGGGCUGCCUAUCUUCACUACAUUCGCCGUCAAAACCCCAUUCUGGAUGGCGCACCCAACAACGAGCAAGUACGAGACACGAUAGCCAAAGCUUACGACUUUGCGCUGCGCGAAUGUGGAAAUGACCGAGAAAGCGGAGAGAUCUGGGAUGAAUAUAUCAAAUUUGUUGCGAGUGGACCGUCCUCCAAUCAAUGGGAUACCCAAGCCAAAACUGAUAAUCUUCGGAGAAUCUACCAGACUGCCGUUCGCAUACCACUCAACAACAUUGAGGCGCUUUGGAAGGGCUACGACGCGUUUGAAACGGCUCAAAACAAACUCACCGCCAAAAAGUUUUUGGCUGAGAGGUCUCCAGCCUACAUGACGGCGCGUACCGCCCUCCGAGAGCUGCGUACACUCACAGAUCGGAUCCCGAAACCAGUCAUCCCCGCUCGCCUGUCAUUCACGGAGCAAGACAGACAGGCGAUCAAUGCGUGGAAGGCGUACUUGAAAUGGGAGGAGAGUAACCCGUUGGUCAUUGAGGACCAGGAGAUUUUGCAGUCCAGAAUCGAGUAUGCGUUGAACAAGAGUCUGGGAGAGAUGCGCCACUUUUCUGAAAUUUGGCAAUACGCCACAGCUUAUUACCUGAAGCAGAACGAGAAGGAUAAGGCAAUCGAGCUCGUCAAAGCUGGUGUUGAAGCUUGUCCGAAAAGUUUCCUUUUGACUUUUGCCUAUGCCGAGUUGGAAGAGGAACGUAAAGAAUACGCAACCUGCCAUGCCCUCUACAGCAACCUCAUCUCAAAACUCAACCCCGAAGUUGAUCAGCUUCGUAAAGAGAUUGUCAAAGAGGUUGAAAUUGCCCGCGGACCUCCUAUUCCCAAUGCUGAAAAAGCCCAGUCUGCUGCUGCUGCCGGCGAUGUGGACAUGGAUGGAAACGAUUUGCAGGAAAUUCAGAAAUUGGUCGACGAGCGAGAGAACCGAGGUCGACUAGUCGCAGAGAGAAGGGGUCGAGAUGUGGAUGAACUCAUGAUUGGAAUCAGCGUGGUGUGGAACAUGUACAUGCGAUUCGCUCGACGGGCCGAAGGUAUCAAAUCUGCACGAGCUGUCUUUGGCAAAGCUAGAAAGUCCCCUCACCUGACAUGGCAUGUCUUUGAGGCAUCUGCAAUGGUGGAGUAUCAUUCCAACAAGGACUCUGCUGUAGCCAUCAGGAUUUUCGAGCUUGGUCUCAAGCUUUUUGCCGAGGAUGUCGAUUAUGUCGUCCAAUAUCUCAAAUACCUCAUCUCCAUCAAUGAUGAAAGCAAUGCUCGGGCACUCUUUGGAAGAUCAAUCACCAAGAUUGCCGCCGACAAGGCGCGACCCCUGUACGAUGCCUGGGCACAGUACGAGUACAUGUACGGUGAUCUUCCUGCGGCAAAGAAGCUCGAGGAGAGUCUCCAAGAAGUCUACCCCAACGAUGCUCCACUCAAGCGCUUUGCGCAAAGGUGGUGCUACAAUGGCAUUGACGAGAUCGCCAUACGGGAUCUGGGCUUCAGCCAGAAUCGCACAUCGAGAGCAUCCACUCAACCCCGACCUGCCCCUCACAUUGCUCCGGCUGUCGAUCUGGCGCCUGCCCCCCCUGCUCCCAUUCUUGCCCCUGCCCUCCAAGAAAGUUACAAACGGCCUGCGCCAGAAGAUCUCGCUCGCCACGACUCGGGAGACUAUGCCAGCCGCUCUCCAAAGCGACACAGAGGGCAGUCUCCCCGCCGCGAGCCCCCGAUUGACCGGGAUGACCGAGGGCCACUUGGCCGGUACUCGCGCGAGCCUUCGGUGUCCUCCAAGCUUCCACCAGCAGGCCCUCUGAACGGCCUUGGAUCUGUGGCACCUGCCUACGGCUCCCCAGUCGUGCCAAGCGUCGCUAGCGAUAAGGAUAGGAGCGGUCUUGGUCCUGUGUUCCGCCCUGAUGAUAUGGUCAAGGUGUUUAACAGCGUAACAUUCCCGGGCGCGUCUGCUGCACCUCAAGCGGCUCCCAUUCCCCGAGGACCACCGCCGCCUGUCACUGGCCGAGGGUACUAUGACGAUAGAGAUAGGAGGUACGGUGGACCACCAAGAGGCAGGUAUUGA
This is a messenger RNA of Cryptococcus wingfieldii CBS 7118, 3066 nucleotides long. RefSeq lists its product as hypothetical. Gene Ontology annotation, cellular component: nucleus. The record is from RefSeq and is a predicted model, not a curated record. Gene Ontology annotation, molecular function: mRNA binding; protein binding. The transcript is spliced from 9 exons. NCBI's taxonomy places the organism in Eukaryota, Fungi, Basidiomycota, Tremellomycetes, Tremellales, Cryptococcaceae. Gene Ontology annotation, biological process: mRNA 3'-end processing. The coding region runs from base 1 to 3066 and encodes 1021 amino acids.